Gossypium raimondii (Peruvian cotton) is the source of this 2356-nucleotide messenger RNA. Its product is annotated as zinc finger protein 5. Gene Ontology annotation, molecular function: transcription cis-regulatory region binding; DNA-binding transcription factor activity. Bases 253 to 972 code for a protein of 239 amino acids. The record is from RefSeq and is a predicted model, not a curated record. Gene Ontology annotation, biological process: trichome differentiation; trichome morphogenesis; gibberellic acid mediated signaling pathway. Gene Ontology annotation, cellular component: nucleus. Lineage: Eukaryota; Viridiplantae; Streptophyta; Magnoliopsida; Malvales; Malvaceae. The transcript has a single exon.
AUAACAAAUUCUUUUUCCAUAUUAUUGAAUCAGACGGCUUCUCUGAUCUGACUUUCUUUUUUUUUAUUUUGCUAUUGACCCAUUUUUACGUUUAUGCUGUUCAUGAUUAUUAUAAAUCUAUUCCACUUUAAGAUGCUUUGAAUUGUUGGAAACCUUAGAGAUUGGAGAGUUACUAUAUAAAGGUAGACAAACCAAACAAUUCAUAGUCAUAGGCUCAUAGAUACAUCAAUACUUUCCUCAAUUUCAAGAGAGAUGGAAAAAGAUGCAUGUGAUUGCGAAAAUGGUUAUUCUCAAGCUGGAUUCUCUGUCGAGAAAAAGCUUAGACUGUUCGGGUUUGAGCUCAACCCGAGCAACAGCAAUGGCGACUCCAUGAAAGUUUGUGGUGAAGGUGAUGAAAGUGUGAAUUCAUCCAACACCAUUUCUUCUACAGCCAAGGAGAAAAGCUCGAUGGCAGAGGCGGACGACAAGAAAUUCGAGUGCCAAUAUUGCUUCAAGGAAUUCGCCAACUCACAGGCGCUUGGAGGUCAUCAAAAUGCGCACAAGAAAGAGAGGAUGAAGAAGAAAAGAUUGCAACUUCAAGCCAAGAGGGCCAGCCUCAAUUGUUAUCUUCAACCUUUUCAGAACAGUCUUGGUUUCGGCUCUCCAUGGUACUAUGAUUCUCCCGCUUAUGCUACUGCUGAUUUCACUCCUUACGAAGAAUCUCAAAUAAGUUUCAGUCAAUUCGAGCAAGAUAGCCAUUUUAAUGGCUCUCAUGCAUCGAAUUUGAACAGCCUACCGUCUGAAAUGAUUCCUUUCCAACGAGAUUCAUCCAUGUUCACGUUAAUACAAGGUGACAGAUCAAGGGAUAACAGGCCUCUUUUCAAGCCUUCUUCUUCCACUCCAACAAAGCAAAGCUGUAAAACCUUGGAUCUACAAUUAGGCCUUGGUUUGCAGCAAUCUACGAUACAGAGUUCCUCUGGAGGUGGUAUAUAGCACAUGCAUAUGAACUAAGGAGGACAUACACAGCAUGCAAGGCGCCACUAGCCGUGUUAAAUACAUAUCCGACAAAAGCACACUUUCAAUACGGCACCAUAUACAGAUCCGGAGCUGCAGGGCAAGACAUCAAAAAAGAAACAUACACGGUAAAGAUAUGCUUGGACACAAUUGAAACAAACCUGGACACGAUUGAAUAUAAGAUGAAAGUUCUUCUUUCUUUGUAUUUUUUUUUUUUUAAUUUCAUAGUUUUUAGAAGAAAUUAUUUAUAUUGGAUGAAAAGUAUUAUAAAGAAAAAAAUUUAUUGUCAUGCCUUGCAUGGAUUGUUAAUAUCAUAUAUUAUUGUAUCGACAAAUCCAUGUUCAUGCCAUGUUAAAUAUCUCAAUUUUAUGACGAUAAAAGUCCGUAAAUAACACUUGGUGUAUGCACUCUUGAGACAUGUACCGGAGCAGAGAGCUAAGGAAUUACAUAUUGAAGGAAACCCAGGUUGAGAAUGCCACUAUACAGACAAAGAACCAAGCAAUAAGAUUGCCGGUAGAAAAGUUUAAGGUGGAACCCUAGUACUCCAAAAUUCGAUUCUCCAACAAGCGAAAAUCCAUAUGGAACUCAGAAUUUCAAUUUUAUUAAAUAUUAUUUUAGUUUUAUUUAUAAGGUGGACAGGUUGUUAAUUAAUCUAUUAUUUAUUACUUGGAGUCAUUGUCAAUAUACAACAACUUGCACGCACUUGCUUUUAGAAGAGUUAGCGCAAUAAGAUUUGCAGAAAAUUGCACUGUUUUUCUGGUGGGUUUCGUGUUCCUAGACCUGCCAUGAUUGCUGAUGAACAACGUCCACGAUAACUGGUACCCGUUGUCAAAGGAUUCAACAACACAUUACCUGCAAGCUGGUCUUUGUUAGGAAUGACCGAGCCUUUAGCCGAUCAAACAAGUUUUUAUUUAAAGGGUCAUCUACCAUUGAACUACAUCACCAUCUUCUAAUUAAUUGUUACAAAAUACAGGUUUGUGGUUAAUCAGUAGACAACUUAUCCAUUAAAUAUUUAUGUUUGAUCUAUUAUGUAGAAUUUUUACAUUUUUGAACUGACUUGUCUCCUGUUUCUUCCAAAACAAGCUACACAUUCCACUGUUCCCACUUCAUUCCAAAUUGUUUUAUCUUUUGGCUUUGGAUUUUCUGGUUGAAGUAAAUAACGUGAUAACUUUGACCUGGCCAAUUGGUCAAGGUUAUGGGAUUCAUCUGUAAGUUGUGUUUAUGUGAUAGUUCAAAUGGAUGCGUAAAAACCUGACUCUUAUAUGAACGGUAUGUAGUUCUAUCCUCCUCCCAGUGACCAACCUCCAUCGCUAAAUCCUCUGUUAACAUAUUCUUUUGUACCUCUAUAAAUUGAGCUUAAUUA